This is a messenger RNA of Lutzomyia longipalpis, 9714 nucleotides long. RefSeq names its product zinc finger protein 616-like. Bases 152 to 2632 code for a protein of 826 amino acids. NCBI's taxonomy places the organism in Eukaryota, Metazoa, Arthropoda, Insecta, Diptera, Psychodidae. The transcript is spliced from 5 exons. Gene Ontology annotation, biological process: regulation of transcription by RNA polymerase II. The record is from RefSeq and is a predicted model, not a curated record. Gene Ontology annotation, cellular component: nucleus. Gene Ontology annotation, molecular function: RNA polymerase II transcription regulatory region sequence-specific DNA binding; zinc ion binding; DNA-binding transcription factor activity, RNA polymerase II-specific.
GUUUUUCUUGCGGUUCGCAGCACAAAAAGAAAUUUGACAAUUCCAAGAAAUUUUUCGCGAGGAGAAAAUGUGAAAAAUCGCGUUUUUUACCCAGAGAAAAGCGCUGGAAAGUUGUAAAAUAUUCGGGGGCAAAUGGUGUGCGGACGGAAAGAUGACACCGGAAGUUCGUAUGCAUCCCUUGGAUGAGAUCUGUUUGAUGUGCUGCAAGCUGAUUGAUGGUCCCGGAUCGACACCAAUCUUUGAGUCUCCGGAUUUAAUCAACUUGUUCACGGGAGUCAUUGGAAUCCAGCUGAAAAGGGAAGAAUACCUUCCGGAGAACAUCUGUCUCACGUGCUCCUUCACUCUGUAUCGCAUGCUGGAGAUCCAGAGGAUGACCAAGAGGAAUAUCAUGCACCACAAAAUGAACCAUCAGUACCGGAAUGUCGGGGAGAAGUCUAAGCUCCUCCUCGGUGCCACCACAUUCACUCCUGAACCAACGGCCAUCCGGAAUUCCAAUCCAAAUGGUCUCAUUAUAUCCGAGGUACGAGGGCACGUGCAAGUGGCUGAUGAUCACUUCCUGUACUCCUCGUACGAGGAGGAUUUCACUCCGGAUGGCUACUUGGGGGUUAGAAGCCCAAAGAGAGACCCAGCAGCGAGUCCGUCGUCCAACAACAGCCGCAAUUCAACGCGUCUUCUGCGCCCCAUUUACAUGCAGGUGGAGAAUGUGCGUGACACCGAAUCCGAUGGGGCCAUCUACGGCAAUACGACCUCCUUCCAGUGUGAUAUGUGCUCCAAAAUCUUCGCCAGGAGGAAUCAUAUGACGCGCCACAUGAAUAGCCAUCGUGCACGCAGCCGGGCAGGAUCCCGAGCUUCAGAGGAGCGCAAGAAACGCGUCUACAGAUGCAAAAUCUGCCUGGAAGAAUUCUCGGAAAGAAGGAUGGCCAUCAAGCACAAAAUGUCGCACCAAAAGUCCCUUUCCUGCCCCUCGUGCUCACGCGUCUUUCAUCUCAGACGCGAACUCGAUUGGCACGAAGCCGAAUGCGUUGGGCGCGUCAAUGCUGGGGCGACAAAUCGUGGAAGACGCUCGAGGCGUCUUCGUCCGGAUCGCAGUGUGGAUGAGGAUUUUGACGAAGUGAGUCGGGAUUCCCUGAGAUUACUCACAAAGACCCCCACGCUGAGUGAGAGACUCCAGAGUGUGCAAAAGUGGUGCAAUAGCUCCACACCAGCAGAUGCAUCAAAUGCAGAUUUUGAUGGGAAUUCCCAUCAUGAGGAUGAUGACGCUCGAUCAACAAUUUCGCGAUUUACGUCGGUAUCGCAGAAAACCGCCCUGACGUGCAUUUCAUCCCGGAGCGGCUGGUCCGCUUCCAAUAUCUCCAUCCGGACGGAUUACAGCUACAAAUCCGCUAAGACAGUGAGGACGCUCAAGGAGGAGCGGGAUUACCUGCAAUCAUGUAGGGUAACCCGCUCUAUUGCGAGCCGGAUGAAAAAAAUUGACCUCGAGAUUAAAAUUCGGGAACUUCCACAUCGAAGUUAUGGCCCAUCGAGAUCUGCGGCAACAUCCCGGAGACAUUUUGAUAUCACACGGAGAUGUAAACCAGCACGAAAAAAUCGCAGAAUGACCCUUCCGGAUGCUUUUAUCUGUGACUGUGGCUUCUCAUCGAAGAAUCUCAAGGAUUUCAUGGAGCACGAGGUGAAUGUCCACAAGAAACUUCCACUCUUCACAUGUCGUGAAUGCAAUGAGAGAUUCACGCAAAGGCGCUUCCUGGAGAAGCAUCAGGAGAGUCACAAUAAAACGUAUACGUGCGUGUGGUGCUUUGCAAAAUUUCUCAAUGAAUCCGAUCUGAAGACUCACCUGGAAUUGCAUGCAUUGAGCUCAACGCCGUGUGGCUUCUGUGAGGCGGCAUUUGUGAGUCAGCACGAGCUGCGGGAGCAUCUGGAGGAUAUGCAUGCAGCAGAGAAUGAGAGAAUGCCCCAAAAGUCGAAAAUUCUAAUAAGGAUAGGGGAGAAGAGGCGUCAUGAGGUGCAGCAGGAGAAGAGCUACAGAUCGCGGGAUUUACCGCAAAAAGCUCAACCGGAGGAUCAUCGAAAGCGUGCCAGGACGUAUACGCGGUAUCGAGCAAUUCGUCUUGGUACGGUGGGGCGUGAAAAGAGCUCCGAGGAGGAAGGUGGAUCAUCUCAGGUGGAGAAUGGUGUUUCAGAGGCAACACGUGAGCACAUUUUGCUACCCGUUGCAAUGGAUUUUUGUCGCUACAGCACUCCAUCGCCACAGAUUAGUGACACGCACGAACGUUUGUGCGCAAAGGCAACGUCAACACCACCACCAAGUCUCGAAGAACUCGGUGUGUUCGACACAAACUUCCCACUGACAAAUGGAAUCACCUCUGAUCAUGCAGGCUCUCCGGAGAAGAGUCCGUAUCGCCUGGAGGAAGAUGAGGAGGAUCAUUCACCCAUUGCUAGUCCCACAGGACGACGGAAACGUUCCAAAUCACGCAUUACACUGAGUCAGCGUGUUACGCGGCAGACUGUGGCACAACCUCUGCCACACACCAUCGGUCUGGACAAUGUUCUACCGCCAUACGAGUCUUGGCCUCUCGAUGGAACAGCCAUUGCAGUGAAGCCCGGUGUCCUACCGCAGCCGUGUCGGAUGACUUAGAAUUUAGCAGGAAUGUACCAUGUAAGUCAAUUUCUCGCAAUCAUAACAUAAAACCCAAUGCUUUCAUUCCUGACUCACAGAAUUUGUAGGUCAGGUAGUUGUACAUUUUAUUUAGUUUUAUUGCAAAAGAAAGGGUUUAUCCCAAAAGGGUCUUAAAGGGUUAUUAAUGUGAAGUUUCCAGGAAAAAAAUAUUUAUCUGGAGGGUUAAACAGAACAUUUUUAAAGCCAUUUAAUCAAGGGGUGUUUAUCUGGACGAAAUUAUUCGGAUCCUUGGAAAUAUUCGAGUUAUUCGUUAAUAUUCGGAUAAUUUGCCAAGGAAAUCAAAAUAUUGAUUUUUAGCCUCUAAAGGGCUCAGAUUGAGAAGUAGAGGCUUAAAAAAAACUUAUUUCAAACCUUAUAAGUACUAAAUUCAAACCAAAUACAUAGUAAUUUCACCCCUAACCAUGCUAAAUUCAAACCUAAAAGAGAUUAAAUUGAAGCAUAAAAAUAUUUUUUUUAGUCCUAAUAAGACAGAUUGAGGAACAAAAGCUUAGAAAAUAUUUAGUUCAGGCCUAGAAAAAAACAAAAAGUAGUAAAUUCAACCCAAAAAUUGCUUAAUUCAUGCUGUUUUGGGGGUGGCGUUGGCUUCCCCCAAAGCUAAUUAAUAAUUGGGAGAAGGCCGGUAAAGCACAACGUAAUGUAUGCUUCACUCCAGGCUCCUCUCCGAGCAACUACUUUAGAAGCCCAGUAAUUUGAAUUGAGCAGCUUGGCGGCAAGAUUGGGCGGCUGCUCCUUGUGUUUAGAUAGUUGGGUGUCGCUAUUUUUAGCAACGUUGUAGCCACCUUAGCUAAGAGCUAGUAGCCAAAAGAGUGUUGAGGAGCUGUGCAAGAAGUAUAGCACCGCAAAGUUCAAGACGGGGUAUGGUAAGUUUGCCUUUAAUUGGAGCGACCUUCGUCUUGCUAUUGAUUAACGUGAUUGUAACAUUAUCUCCAUUGAUAACUUUCAAGUAAACGCAUGCAGCGUAAGCCUUCUCUGAAGCGUCUGAAAAGCCAUGGAUCUCUACAAGUGAAUGUGGGGAGUAUCCAGUCCACCUCGGGAUUGUUAGCUUUUCGAUGUGUUUGAUGUCUUCCCUGAACUUUCUCCAUUCAAGUAGGACAGUAUCUGAUGGUGAUUGAUCUCUUCUUAUCAUAAGUUUUUUGGGCUUGGCCAAAGAUAUCCUCCUUAAUGUAAAAGUUCUCCGAACUCCCAGUUUGUAAAAUUUAUGCAUGAUUAUCAAGGAAUAAUUGCCAUUGAUCUUCUAAUUGAUUAAGCUUUUCGUCAUAAUAUGAUAUCCCUUUUUGGAGUCGCCUGCCGGAGCCUUCCUUCUGGAAGUUCUCCCCUAGCUUUGUAAUUGAUUUAACAAGGUUAAUCUGCUCUUUUAUAAUGGCCGUUACGUCCAUCUUGUUUUAUUGAUUUUAAUAAUCUUUUUAAUUGAACGCGAAUACCUGCUCUAUGUUUGCGUGGUCACUACUUGGGAAUUAACACCUGUUCAGAUUUAUCCUGGGAAAAGUCACUUGGGGACCUUAUAGUGCUUGGGCAGCUUUCCUUGGGAUUUAGCCUGGUCUUGAGCAGAAUCUUUCUGGGAAGAUUUUACUUGGGACCAAUAGACUUUUCUCUUGGGAGAACUACUUGGAAAAUAUUUAUUUCCUGGGAAGUUCACUUGGGAGCUAAGUCUUUUUCUUCCUAAGACUCUUUUCUGGUGUUGGGAAGUGGCUUAGAGACUUAUUCAAAACUACUUACUGUUGCGCAAGCUGGAGAACAAGUGAUUUUAUUUGCCUUAAGAGUUCCCUUUUAUACAAUUUCUUAGCCUAGGAAAUGCACUUUGCAUUUGGUGGGGACAUAAUGCAAGAUCAUCAUUUUAGCUUAAACUAUGGGGCAAUCCUUCCGUGGGGAAGAGAGAAGGAAUUUGUCGCGUCAAAUAGAGUCAAGUGUAUAUAAAAAAUUGCUGAUCCCAGAGAAAAAUCCUAGGCGAGAAUGCAAGGGAGAUUGCAAGGGAAUUUUAUGUAAGAGCGAUCUUUAUGUGCGCGAGGGAUUAUAUGCGAGAGUGGUGUUUUUAUGUACCUACGAGAUACAAUGUGCGCGGGAGUUUAAGAAUGGUGUUUUUGCGCGGGAAAAAAAUAGGUCAAUGAUGAUUUUGCAUGAAUGCUUAAAACUAACAGAGCCAGGAUGGUCCCUGCCACCAUAACAUAAUUGGGAGGGGUAUAAAGCCCUUGAAGCAAGAUCUGCGGGGUUUUGUGUGGUUUCCACAUAAGACCAAAGUUUUAUAUCCGUCAGUCGAUGUAUUUUCUCGACCCUGUUUGCUACGUAGGUUUCCCAUGUUGUUGGGUCUUUGGCGAUCCAUGCCAGCGCGAUUUUAGAAUCUAGCCAGGCGAAUUUCUCUAUGUUAGUGAUUUUUAAAGCUCUGGUUGUUGCUUGCAGAAGCUCUGCUUGUAAAACCGCUCCACAUAGCUCUAGUCUUGGUAGAGUUAUUGUCUUUUUCAGAGGAACUACACGAGUUUUGGAGGCAAUCAGCGUGAUGAUUGUUUCUCCGUUUUGUUCUACUCUUGUAUACACUGCAGCUCCAAAGCCUCUUUCGGAUGCGUCUGCGAACCCGUGAAGCUGAAUCUUCGCGCCUGGUUCGCAUCCGAUGUGCCGCUUGAUUCUGAUAUGCGACGCGACCCUGCAGUCGGGUUGUCUGCAAGGAACUGCUGUAGGGUGGGUGUGACUGGUCUCCCGUUAGGGUGGAACUCUUGAGAGCCUGAAGGAGAUGAUGGCUGUUGAGCCUCGGUAGUGUGUACUUCUGAUUGAGACCUACCUUCGUUAGGUAAAAAUCCUUUGAAAGUAAUUUGUCAAAAAACGUUAAAGUCUUUAACGUGAAAAAUUUUGACCUACAACUUACUAGUGAAGAAAGAUCCUUCACAGUAUAGUUGUGUUCGGUCUGCUUUCCAAGCGUGCUCUGUUAGAGCCUUGGUAGCAUCUUUUGUCUAUCAGUAUCAAGAUGUCAAAGUUGACAUUUCUAGUAUGAUUUCCUCUUCCAUGUUUUGGAAGAUUCCUCUGGUUUCUCUAGAGUUUUCUUGAGUAGCGUUUAGAGGAGUAUUUUUUUUACUUAAAAAUAUAUAAGCUAAGCCCCUAUUAGCUGUGGACUGUAUGUUACUAUUUAUUCUUAAUUUCUUUUUAUAAUAAUAAUAAGUCGAUCAAAGCACAGCUCACCUAACUUCCGUACUGUGUACACUUGUGUAAUAAAAAACUUUUCAUUUGAAGCGAUAUCACCUUUUUUCUGUUGUAUAUCAUUUGUAUAUCAGCGCUCCCGGGAGUUUGGGUCCUGUGUGAAGUAAAGUAUUCAAAGAGAUUUGAAUACUUUACAGAUGCGUACAGAUUUUGGUUGUUAUGUUUAUAGCUCGGUUAUAUGCCUCAUCCAUCCGUUGUGGGACAGCAAGCACGAAAUAUUGAUCAUUUGGAUCCAAUUCAUCUUUCAGUAUUUCAUGAGCAGUUGUAAAUGAAUUGUAUACUUCAUUUAUGGUCUCUAGUUUUUCGUCAUAGUAAUCUCGACCUUUUUCGCGUCUUCGUGCGGCGCCGAGUUUGCUGAAGUUAUCGUGAGUUUUUACUAUGCGAUCUAACAGCUCUGCCUGUUGUUUAACUAGAUUCACAUAUUUCUCCGGUGCUGGCGGAUUAUCUGUACCACCUGUUACCAUUAGUAGUGGAUGAAAUUAUUGAAUUUUGUCAAGGUCCAAUUGUACUGAUUUUAACUCAUCACGCAUCUUCUUGUAUUUUGCCUAUCGAUUAGAUGUACUUUUCUUAUUGUUUUUCUUUGUUGGUUUAGCUGGCGUAGGUUUAACAGCUUGUGAAGAUAGCUCGUUGUUUCCCUCUUUAUUCACCAAAUCUAUUAUUUAUAUUUAUAUUUUAUUUUGCCUCACCUGGGCUCAAAACAUUAGGAAGCGGGUUCCAUGGAUUGAAAUUCCCGUUCCUUUCAUUUGCGGCAAUAGUUUGUUCAACUAGCCGUCUCGAAACGUAUGGUGACAGAUAACACUCAUACGCGUUGUGCGUAUCCUCAUCGCACACGCCAAAGGUGCCCGACGGAACAUCAUCAUCGGCACUGCGCUGCGGUGUUCCGCCAGCGGGUAGGUUAAAAUUGAUGGUCUUACCAUUUGCCAUCGUAGUCCUGGUUAUCGCGGACAGAUAGUCGACUACUGGAGUGGGGAUCGUCUUGUUUGCGACAUCGAGAAACUCGAAGGGCCGCUCGUCGCUCCGGAAUCUGCCAUCCGCAUUUUGAUUCAUAACGCGCUCUAUGACUACGCCAUUAAGUAGUUCCACGCAGUAAUGUUGGAAGGCACAAUAUGGUAGUGACCUUCUGAUGCGGACAUCGAUGUCCGUCAUCGUAUCGUAGUAGGUUCCUUAAGCUCGGUAUGGAACACAUUCAAACACAUUUCCUUAUAUAAGGAAGAUUUUGCGUUGCGAAUAUGCGAGUUGGAUUCGUGUAUAUUUAUCUGGUUUUGAAGGAGGGAAAAAAUUUCCAUAACGCGACUGUAAAAACUCUCAAUCGUAUUUGUUUAACGAAGUGCGUGAAGAUCUUUAAUCAGGGAGGUCUCAUUGCGCUUGUCACUGUAGUGACUGAUCAAAUUUUUUUUUUUUAUAGAAUCCCAUUUGAGGGUUAGCUUCGUCUACAAUUUUGUUUCGGAUAGCUCUUAGCCACAGCCGGUAUAACAAUUGUUUGUUUACAUUAUCGGGUGAUGUGGUCCCUGUUUCCUUAAGCCCUAUGUUGAUAGGGCUGUUAUUAUAAAUCAAGAUAAAAAACCCCAUUAGCUGUGGACUGUAUAUUAAAGUCGUUCUGAUGCCGAUUUAAAGGUUAUCUAAAUAGAUAGAGUUCGUACGUCUUUAAACUGAAGGCUAAAGAAAGGUUACACCAUUAGCUGUGGACUGUAAGUUAAUCGUUUAGUCGCCGCCGGUGAUAGAAAAGUUAUCUUCGGCGAACUCCUAUUUCAGUAUUAGGUAAAAAUCCUUUGAAAGUAAUUUGUCAAAAAACGUUAAAGUCUUUAACGUGAAAAAUUUUGACCAAAACUUACUAGUGAAGGAAGAUCCUUUACUGUAUAGUUGUGUUCGGUCUGCUUUCCAAGCGUGCUCUCUUAGAGCCUUGGUAGCAUCUUUUGUCUAUCAGUAUCAAGAUGUCAAAGUUGACAUUUCUAGUAUGAUUUCCUCUUCCAUGUUUUGGAAGAUUCCUCUGGCUUCUCUUGAGUUUUCUUGAGUAGCCGUUUAGAGGGGUAUUUUUUUUUACUUAAAAAUAUAUAAGCUAAGCCCCUAUUAGCUGUGGACUGUAUGUUAUUAACUUGUCUUAUUUUAAGACACUAUUGUAUAUCAUUUGGGGAAAAUUCUUUUAAAUGUUUCUCUCCUGUUCCUGAUGUCUCACAAAGACUAAAAGUUAUCAUAAUGAAUUAAGACAAUGCAAUAUCCUUCGCUGAUUUUAGUCCUUCCAUUCGUCCUUACGCUGAAUAUAUCACCAAUUUACUCGCUUUCAUUUUAAUAAAGAUACGGCUUCUUCUACAAAAAUGUUCUGCUUAACUCCUAAGAUAAACUGAAAAUAAAAACACGAAUUUGCAUUAAGAAAAAGAAUUUAUGUUUUUUUUAUUUAUUUUAUUGUAUUAAAGAAAUGUUGUUUAAACAAAUAUUAUCAUGAAUAGUGCAUUUCUCUGGAAUUAAAGCUCAAGAAUGAGGUUUUUCUGUGAAAUUAUUAAGAGCAAUAAUCUUGAUGUUUUAAAUCUUAAAAAAAAACAAAUUCUUAAGAUAUAAAAUGAAUUAACUUCUCCUUUUCUCAAUGUGAAAAAAAUUAAAAGAAAAUUAUCUCUUUUUAGAGAAUUCUAGUCACGAAAAUGAAUCUUAUUUUGUAUACUCUGUUAGUUGAAGUUUUUAAUAAAAAUGAAAAGAAAUCCUUUGCGAAGAAAUUGUUUUGCAUUGAUGAAUAAAAAUUAAAUAAAAUGAACUGAUUUUUGGGGCCACCGCCAAUUACGAAAAGCUAACAUAGAAAAAAAAAUUAUAAAAUACAGAAAUCUGCCAAAAAUGCAACAUUGAACACAAAAAGAAAAACAAAUUAUUUAAGAUUUAGAAUGAAUUUAAGGGUAGGUAUAGUACAUAGAUUUUCCUGCCAAUCAUCGCAAUUUCUGAGGACAUUCUCAAGAGCUCCCAAAAAAACCAAAAUAGAUAAAACUGUAAUUUACGUAAAAUUAAAAUUAGGCAAUAACAGAGUAUGCAAUCUCCCUAAAAGGAAUCAUGAAAAAAUGUACAUAUAGUUUUAAGAAUUCAAACUAACAAUGAUUGAGGAUUUAGAAGAAAAAACAAUUGAUUAGGUCUUAUCGAUUUUGUGCCUUUUUGUCCCUACCCUCCCGCCCAUUUUGUAGAGACUACAUUCAAUCUCAUCUUGCACCGAAACCACACUGUAAAUGAAAUGUAAAUGAAUAAGAAGAAGAAUUAAUAUUUCAAAGAAAAUGUUUCUGAUUGGCUAAUGAAUUCGGUCAAAGCGUUUUCAUUGGCUAACGUUCGCUUACGGGGUGGUGUCUCGGUGCAAGGUUAAUUUAAAUUAAGUAUAGUGGGAAAGAUAAUCGUCCUCCAUUGAAAAAAAAAAGAAAUUGGCAAUUUGGUUCCCCACCUUAGUCGCCUCAAAAUCGCUAUUUGUUAGUUAAAUGAAAAAAAGAAAAUUAAAGCUUUAUCGGACCUUUUCUUUCCUCCUGUGAUGACUUUUCUGCGUAUUAGUUUGUAAGGAAGUAAAAGAAAAGAAUAAAAAAUGCAAUUAAAUGAACAAUUGGAAAAAAAUGCUAACUUUGUAAAUUAGAAUGUUUUAAGAAGAAGGAAAAACGUACAAUUUGAGAACCUCUCACAUUUUUUAGUCAAUUUGCCAAUCCUUUUCGUAAUAAUUGUCCUUUUUUUGUUCUAAUCCUGUGUUUAGUCACUCAGAAAUAAAAUAGAGAAAUUAUAAAAUGUAUAAAGAGAAACAGUAAGAAAUGUAUUUAAAAAAAAUAAUUUAAGCUUAAGAUACUCCAAUAAAAUAAAAAUUGUAUUUUUGUGUAAUAAAAUAAGUUUGAAAAAUAUUCUCAAGAACA